Molecule: messenger RNA, 744 nt
Organism: Pterocles gutturalis (yellow-throated sandgrouse)
Lineage: Eukaryota; Metazoa; Chordata; Aves; Pterocliformes; Pteroclidae
Product: cornulin-like
Exons: 3
Coding region: 1-744 (247 amino acids)
Molecular function (GO): transition metal ion binding
Source: RefSeq, a predicted model, not a curated record
AUGGCCCAGCUCCGGGAAAACAUCGACGGCAUCGUGGCAGCUUUCUACACGUGCACCAGAAGCGACGGUGACUGCAGCCCCCUGAGCAGGGAGGAGCUGAGGCAGCUCAUCGAGCAGGAGAUCGCGGAUGCAAUGGAGGACCCCCAGGACCCCAAAACUGUCAAGAAGGUGCUGUGCUUGCUGGAUGACGACAGCUACUGCAGGGUUGACUUCAGCGAGCUGCUCAGCCUCGUCUUUCGCGUGGCCAAGGCUUGUUACAAGCCUCUCCGGCAGCGCCAGGCACCAGAAGAUGGUCAAGAGCCAACAGGGCAAGAGAAGGCAGCUGGGGAGCCGCGGCUGGAGCCACGUACAGCAGGGAGGGUCUCCCGCAACCAGGAGGUCCCCGAGCAGGGUGUGAACAAUGAGGUCCAGGAUGCUGAGACGCAGGAUCCAGUCAACCAUCAAACCCAGGAGGGUGACACACAGGAGCAGGACCAGGACACCCAGGAGGAUGAGACACCAAAGGAAGACCCAGACACCCAUCAAACCCAGGAGGAUGAGACACCAGAGCAGGACGAGGAAACCCAUCAAACCCAGGAGGGUGACACACAGGAUGAGGACCCAGACACCCGUCAAAGCCAGGAGGUUGAGACACCAGAACAGGAUGAGGACACCCACCAGGAUGACAGGAUUGAAGCACCAGAAGGGGAUCCAAAGAGAGAUCUUGUCUUGGGCCAUGCCAGCAUCGCAUUAGACAUCCUCUAA